AUGUUCGAGUUCGACUGGAGGGGGCUGCUACUCCCUCUGGCCUACCUGGCUGUCCUCGGCGGCACCUUUAUGACAUUUUCUUACGUCUAUCGCAAAAGGAAGGCUGUCCAAAGCGCAAACCUGGCCCCAUGGUUCCCUCCGCACCUCCAGCGCAACAUCUACCUGUCUCUGCUCCAUAUGGAGCCCGAAGAGGGUCAAGAAAAAGCCCCCAAGGUCCCAGACAGCGUCAUUAGGGCGGCGCUGCUCCGGCGCGCUGUUGAGGACAUCCACCGCAUCAUCCAAAUUCGCACCGCGAAGGCAGCAUGCAGCACUUUAUUGCAACGGGGAAGCGUCGGUGAUGAUCUGUGGCAGCGGUUUCUUCGUGCCGAGAAGGAGAUGGAGGACGAGUUAAGGGAUGUCGUUAUGGAGGCUAACGCUUUGGUUCCCGGAUGGGGCCAGAUCAUCUUUCAAUCGGCAAACGAAAUAGCUGCCAACAAGGUGCUCCGCGACAGGUUGGAGGAGAUCGAAGCCCAGACCGCCCGCGACAAGGAAUGGUGGGAGAAGCGCCGGGCGACCAUCAAGAGUGAGUUUAUGAAGGAGCUCGAUGCUGAGGAGGCUGUGGAGAAGGCGAAGACCGAAAAGGAGCAACCGAAGCAGCAGCAGCAGCAACAGGAAACCAACAGGGACAAGACUGCUAGCGACGAUGACACUGUCUUGGUGGAGACAAAUACGCCGUCGGCUACACCAUCCAAGAAGAAGAAAGGCAAGAAGGGCGCCGCUUAG
Molecule: messenger RNA, 762 nt
Organism: Thermochaetoides thermophila DSM 1495
Lineage: Eukaryota; Fungi; Ascomycota; Sordariomycetes; Sordariales; Chaetomiaceae
Product: translocation protein (sec66)-like protein
Exons: 3
Coding region: 1-762 (253 amino acids)
Biological process (GO): post-translational protein targeting to membrane, translocation
Cellular component (GO): Sec62/Sec63 complex
Source: RefSeq, a predicted model, not a curated record